GGAGUGGUUAGCCCUCACUCACUGACUGUAUAUAGAGAAGACAGAGUCACACAGAACAGACCUUUGAGAGUGUGAGCAGAGUAAAAGGGCGGCUGACUGAGUCUUUAACGCAGACGCCUCUUCACCUGAGUGGCUUCCUGGGCAACACAUCAACAAAGCCUCUGUCGGAUUAUAAGGCCAGACUCUCCCCUCAGAUCAAGAUUUAUCAUGAAGUUAAUCCUACUAAUUGUGGCAACAGUGCUCCUGGUGGUGGAAGAGGGAACUGCAGACAGAAUCCUGUUUAAAAGGACCAAGAGGGAGCUUGCUAGUCCGCUCCAUGUUGGUGGCAUCAGGGACCCAUUUGGGUCCUACUGCCAAAGGAGAGGAGGCUGCUGCCCUGGCAGGGAUGACAUGUGCACAGUACCGUACCUGGACACCAUCUGCUACUGCGACCUGUUCUGCAACCGCACCGUCUCUGACUGCUGCCCCGACUUCUGGAGUCACUGUUUAGGCGAGCAGAGCCCUCUUAUUGCCACCUGUGAAAGAAAUGGAAACAGAUUCUUCACAGGGCAAACAUACAAAGAAAACUGCAAUUUGUGUACUUGUGGGACCACGGGCCGAUGGGAGUGUGAGCAGCAUGCCUGUCUGAUUGAGUCUGACAUGAUUCAUGCAGUCAACAGAGGAAACUAUGGGUGGAAGGCAGCAAACUACAGCCAGUUCUAUGGGAUGAGUCUGGACGAGGGCAUCCAAUACCGCCUGGGCACACAAAGACCCUCCAGAACUAUAAUGAACAUGAAUGAGAUCCAGAUGAAUCCUCAGAGCGAGCAGCUGCCGCUCUACUUCAACUCCGUGGAGAAGUGGCCGGGGAAGAUUCACGAGCCUCUGGACCAGGGCAACUGUGCUGCUUCCUGGGCCUUCUCAACUGCAGCUGUGGCAUCAGACAGGAUCUCCAUCCAGUCUAUGGGCCACAUGACUCCUCAGUUGUCCCCCCAAAAUCUUAUUUCCUGUGACACACGCAACCAGGGAGGCUGCGCCGGGGGGCGCGUCGAUGGGGCCUGGUGGUAUCUCCGGCGCAGAGGAGUGGUGACGGAGGAAUGCUACCCAUACCUACCCCCACACGACACACCGGCCGAGGUGAACCGCUGCAUGAUGCAGAGCCGCUCGGUUGGCCGGGGGAAGCGACAGGCCACGCAGCGCUGCCCCAACACGCAGAACCACCACAACGACAUCUACCAGUCCACACCGCCCUACAGGCUGUCGUCCGAUGAAAAGGAGAUUAUGAAGGAGAUCAUGGAUAAUGGCCCGGUGCAAGCUAUAAUGGAGGUCCACGAGGACUUCUUUGUCUAUAAGAGUGGGAUCUACAAACACACUGAUGUCAGCUUCACCAAGCCUGCACAAUACCGCAAACAUGGCACACACUCGGUCAGGAUCACUGGGUGGGGAGAGGAGAGAAACUUUGAUGGAACUUCAAGAAAAUAUUGGAUUGCUGCAAACUCCUGGGGUAAAAACUGGGGAGAGGACGGCUUCUUCCGUAUCGCUCGCGGGGGCAAUGAGUGCGAGAUCGAAACGUUUGUGAUUGGGGUGUGGGGCAGGAUAACAAUGGAGGACAUGCACAACCAUCAUCCCCACCAUCGUCGCCGACACGUUUAGAGACGUGACAAAUGCCCAUGAAAGUCUGUCAAAACCCUUGUUUUUGUCACACCUUGAAUCUUCCUCACUUCGUGUCCGCCAAGCUGGUUGGGUCAGCCACAAAGUCAGGACCAGAGCUCCCAAUCUGUCAGUUUACAACUUGUUUUAUUCUGGGCAUCAGUCAAUACGACCUAUUUUAUCCUUUACUGUUACUCUUUUAAAAUAACAACUUUUCAUUCAUGUUUUAUGACACCAAAAAACGAAAAAAACCAAGCUAAAGUUGCUUUUUUUUGCUAUGCAUUUAGGCAUCUCAGGUACCGACCGUUCCAAAGACCACACUUCCCAGAAUCCUCAGUAGAUCGUCUGGUGAAACCCGCUUAAUUGAAGGCGAUUGUUCACAGAAAAAGAGAAGUUAAAAGUGAGAAUUUUCUGUGCUCACAUGUUUCAAUAGUCUUCUCUAGUUGAUGUAUAAUCCAGAUGGACAUAUAGGCAGGAAACCUGAUCCAGGUUAUCAGACAUCAGGUCGACACACACCUGAUCUAACUGUGCAACGUGAAAGUUUAUCACGCGGUGACUUGACGCAUUCCCUUCAGCUUUAGAGAGGACGCACUUAAACGUUAGUAACAGUUUGUAGUGACGGCAGAGUUUCUCACACAUUCCAGUAAAAAGUGGAAUCUGACACUGGACCGAACGCGAGGAGGUUUUGUGUAGGGUUUAAAAUGACAAAGCCAGGGAACGUAGCCUUUAAACACAAAGGGUUUUAAUAGCAUUAGAUCUUUUAAAGCAAUAUAAACUAAUGAUACAAGCGGCUGGUCUAGUACAGUGUACUAUGUUACAGUAUGAUGUUGUGUUACUUAUGAAACAUCUCGUUACCAGCUGUGAGUGACAUAAGUGAUGCUCCAUGAACAAAGAUAAGCCAAGCUGCCGUUCCUGACCAUCUGAUUCAUAAAGUAAAACACUGAUGCAUUAAACAGUAGAGAUGAUUGUAAUGCCUUAAACAGAAAGUUUUUGUAUAUAGCGAUCUUACUGUGCUCUGUUCUGUGUGCGAUGUUACAAUUUGAGCUGAAGAAAUUGUUUUGUUUUUGCAGUUAGAUUAUAAAGUUCUAUUUUACUACUUGUUUCCAGAUGUGCUGUAUGUAGUCAUUUCCAUAACACAUUCAUCACUGCAUUGUUUUGCUGCUUGCGCUUCUGCUAAGUCUAAACACAGUGAGGAGGACGAAGGGAGAUCAACUGCUGCUAAUGCCCAGUCUGUGCUCCGAUAUUUGUCUUUCUUCUAGACAAGGCUCAAGCACCAGUUUAAGUCACGCAUAUUGCAGACGAGCCGUUUGUUUACGCUCUCAGUUCAGUGUUUUCUCUUUAUUGCCUCCUGCUGGAAGUGUAACAUUUAGGCUGUGCUUCCUGGUGUGUGGUGUCUGAUUGCAGGCUGGGGUGAAGCAGCUGUUACAUGAUCCCAUGCUUUCAUUGCAAUAAGAAAGAGAAGGAGCAGAGCGGCCCUUCGACAUAUGAUGCACAACAUGAUUAUACAAACCAAAGUAGAUUAUAGUGACAACAAUGUGACACUGAGCUGCUUGGUCCAUAGUCAAUAAUAAUGUAAUAACUUAACUUUACUGUCAGCAGAAAGAAGAUUAUACAGAUAUAUGCUUUCAUCUGUGAGCAAGAUGCUAGUUUCCCUUUACAAGACAGACAACAACAUCAAGAGAACAAGCUGAGUGCUGGGAUUGAUUUGUGUUUGCAGUCUUUUAUGGUCUUGUCUCAUGUCAUCAUGUUAAUAAUGCUAAAUAUUUCAUUAAAUCCUGUGUUAUGCAGGAUCAAUGAGCCAUGUAGGACAUUUCUGUGCUUUCACUGUAGCCUGAGCCUCAAUUGAAUGGUUUUGGCUAAAUUUGAACUACAUAUGACACGAAGGUAUAGAUAGUUCAAUAAAAAUAACAAGUAUCUGCAAAAACCAAAUCAUCAAGUGACAAUAGCAGUUGUCGCUGCACAGUCUCUCCCCUCUUGACCCCUUCCUCCUCUGGAGCCACAGUAGAUAUUCAUGUAAAACUUGUGUGUUUUAUGUUAAAUGGACCACUUCAUAUUUACAGACUUGUAGACUUUAUUUAUGAUGAGAUGUGUAAAUUAUAUACUUUUAUUUUUCUGUUUUCCUGUGCAAUGUUUUGUGUUCUCUCUGUCUCUCGUGUUGUGGGCACUAAUUGCGAUCUCACGUAAACAGUCGAACUGUGCAACACAAUAAAGUCUUUUAAAAAAAGA
Molecule: messenger RNA, 3852 nt
Organism: Betta splendens (Siamese fighting fish)
Lineage: Eukaryota; Metazoa; Chordata; Actinopteri; Anabantiformes; Osphronemidae
Gene: tinagl1
Product: tubulointerstitial nephritis antigen-like 1
Exons: 12
Coding region: 208-1629 (473 amino acids)
Biological process (GO): proteolysis
Cellular component (GO): lysosome
Molecular function (GO): cysteine-type peptidase activity; peptidase inhibitor activity
Source: RefSeq, a predicted model, not a curated record